Molecule: messenger RNA, 657 nt
Organism: Zophobas morio
Lineage: Eukaryota; Metazoa; Arthropoda; Insecta; Coleoptera; Tenebrionidae
Product: wee1-like protein kinase
Exons: 4
Coding region: 115-576 (153 amino acids)
Biological process (GO): protein phosphorylation
Molecular function (GO): ATP binding; protein kinase activity
Source: RefSeq, a predicted model, not a curated record
ACUGCCCAAUCAGGAGAUACUUCUACUUCUGGCAGCAAUUCAAAUUUUAAUAUAGAAACGCUGAUAUUUAAAAUAGGAGAUUUGGGCCACGCGACUUUUAUAAGCGAUCCGCAAAUGGAAGAGGAGGGUGACUGCCGCUAUUUACCGAAAGAACUUCUUCAAGAAUCCUUCGACCAUUUAACUAAAGCAGACAUCUUUUCAUUGGCUCUUACUAUCUAUGAAUUGGGCAGGAACAGUCCGCUUCCUCCCAACGGGCCCGAAUGGCAUUCAAUCCGUGAAGGUUUAUUAGAGCAACUCCCGUUCUGCUCUUCUUCUUUUAAUAACCUAUUGAAGAAAAUGGUGGAUCCCAUCCCCGAAAAAAGGCCUCCUUCUGAGUUUGUAGUUCAGUUCGUUUCUGAAAUUUCCAGUGUAGAAACUGAAGAAAGUCAGAAGAAACUUUUGAUAUACAAAGAACUAAAAUCUCGAAAAGUUAAACUAAGAAUAGCGCAAGAAGAGAAAACUAACGGCGGCAGUAACUUGGAUCAAUUCAAAAAGCAACGCUCGCUCAUUUUUAAAAGUUCGAGUACUGCUUGGUAGAAAAUGGAAUUAUAUUUAAAGUGUUUAAGGCUUAGUAUUGUUGAGACUUUCUGUUUUUAAGAAAGUUCCUAAAUUUAUCAA